UGUUUGCGGACUUGGAGUUUAGAACUUCCACUUGUCACACUUUCCAAAGGAAGAAACGUCAAAAAUUCCCACUGGAUCCACGUUCCAUAAGAUCUAUUACGGUAAUUAACAAGACAAAUCCUGCUGUGGAAAUCGUGGAAAAGAUAAAGGUGUGAAUACGCGGAGGAGAACGAUGAUCAGCCCGGACGUUCCCCUCAUCGGUUGAUGUGCGCCAUGCAGGAUAGAAUUAUCGCGCGCUACGUGCACGAGCUGUUAUCUGAGGCGGUGCUCGAAUUUCGCGACUUCCGCCUCGAUAAAACGCUAUCGAAUCGUAACGGCGCGCGAUGACAAUGACCGUUUUGCAUUUCUUGGUUAGCUGGAGUACGCACGCGAGCAGAUAAUCCUUGGUUCACCACAGUCCUCGGAUACGUGUGAUCUGCGGCACAGUAUCCCGAUUCAUUUCGAUAUUCGAUAUACGGGAUUAUGAAUUCGACCGAGAAUCGCGGUCACAAGGACAACACGAUUAACGGAAUUUGACGAGAUCUAUAUCAUCAGCGAGUCUCAGAACUUUCCCAGGUCCAGGAAAAAAGAAACGAAAUGGGGGACCAUCGGCAACAAUUGGACUACUUGAUCAAGUGGUUGGCUACCUUCGACCUUCAAGCGCCACACAAUUCUGUGGAGGAGAUAAGCGACGGUGUUGCCUUGGCCGAAGCCUUAGCCAAAAUCGCACCAGAAUGGUUUACAGCAGUAUGGAAGGCAAAGAUCAAGACCGACGUAGGCACCAACUGGCGCCUUAGAGUGAGCAAUAUGAAGAAGAUUGUAGAGGCCGUGAUGGAGUACUAUGUGGAGUGUCUGAACCAGCAACUAUCCAACUACGUUAAGCCGGACGCGACCAAGAUAGGCGAGCACUGUGACAGUGACGAGCUGCGCCGCUUGCUGCAGCUGAUCCUUGGCUGCGCCGUCAAUUGUAACCAGAAGCAGCUACUCAUCACCAGGAUAAUGGGUAUGGAAGAAACGGUACAGCAGGUGUUAAUGCAAAGUAUCCAGGAGGUGAACUUCGAGUCUCUAGUGCAAGAUGUGCCAGACAGUGCUCAACAGAGACUCUAUGCUGAUUUCCAGGCGGCAGUGGACAUGAGAGACCAACUGGCACAGAAAUGCCACGAGCUCGAUCAACAGCUCUCUCUGUUGCAAGAAGAGAAGAUCGCAUUAAUCACGGAGAAUAAGAAACUCCAGGAGCGGCUGGACGAGUUUGAGAACCCGGAAGAAUCCUUUAAGUAUUCCGAGCGGAAGCAAGUGGAAGCAUUGAAGGAUGAACUGUUCAAGAUGGAAACGUCCAGGGAUGAUUAUAGAUUGAAAGCAGAGCUGUUGGAAAAGGAAAAUUUGGAACUGCAGUCGAGAAAUGAGAAUUUACAAAAGGCGGCUGACGAAAGAAAUCACCUGAAGGACGAGGUGGAUGCCUUGACAGAAUACAAAGAUAAGGUAGAAAGGUCUGAAAUCAUGAUAGAGUCAUACAAGAAGAAGAUAGAGGACGCGAGUGACCUUAAGAGACAGUUAAAAAUAUUGGAAGAUAAUAGUAAAGAGAAUAUACAAUUCAAAUUUAAGUACGAGGAAGAAGUUAAGCUCACAGCAAAGCUACGUAAUCAUCUGGAGUUAUGCAAGCAACAGCGCACAGAAGCCCAUCACAAGCUGGAUGAAAAGAGCAACAAGUGCGAUCGGCUGGAGUUUGAUUGCAAGAAAAUGGAAGCAAAGCUGGGCGCUGUAGAGAGGGAGAGAGAUCGACUGAUUGUCGAAAGGGAUACCUUAAAAGAAAUGAACGAGGAGUUGAAGUGCAUGCAAUUGCAAGCCACCGAGAACAUGGCAAAACCCAGCACUGACAGCACCAGUGUUUCCGGCUCAGAAAUGAUGCCAUUUGAGGUGAAAGAAAAACUGUUCUGCUUGCAGAUGGAAAACAAAAUGAUGAAGAUAAAGUUGAACGGCAAUGAGGACAAGCUGCCAAACAUACAAGCAUUACUUGAGGAUUCCGAGGAACGUUUUAACACGAAGCAAGAACAACUUCGCAAGGCAAAUCAGAGGAUAAUGGAGUUAGAAACUCAAUUGGAGGAAACGGUGGGUACUCAAGUUAGCAGUGACAGCAAGAGUGACAACGUAAGUCCGAAUCAGAAGCUGUCGCAACUGCAGGACGAACUGCGGAAAGUGCAAGCUGACAAAGAACGACUGACGCUGCAGCUCGAGGAACGUGAAAGUGCUUUGCAGACUCAGAAGCAGGAAGCUUUCGCUCUUCAGGAGAAACUCACGCGGAAGAAGUAUGAGAACGCCGCGCUGGAGGAACGCCACAAAAAGUAUAUUGAGAAGGCCAAGAGUGUCAUAAAAAGCCUCGACCCGAAGCAGAAUAAUUCUUCGCCGAACGAAGUCAUCAUGUUGCGCAACCAGCUGAUGGAGCAGCGUAAAAUGAUCGAGGACAUGGAACGUUCCAUGAAAGAAUCCAGGUUGCUGCGAGAGAUGGAAGAGAAGUUGAUGGUGACCGCCUUUCAUAGAUUGGGCGGGAAUUGCCACAGAGAGGUGAUGGAUCAACGCCUUGCGGCGCUCAGUGCGGGACAGGGUCAAUCUUUUCUAGCUAGACAAAGACAACCCGUGUCGAGACGUUAUCCGCCUUAUAAUUCGAAAUAAGGAAACGAACAAAAAUAAGUUGACUUCACGUUUAAGUAUUAUUAUCAUAUAAAGUAGUAAAUGGUCGUUUGAGGUGAUAUUCUCAACAGUGCGAUAAAUAUGAUACCACAUUUGAAUUCAUGAACUUGAUCACAGAUUUAUUCAACUGCCCAUUUAUUCAGCGUCAUAUUAACUCGUACCAUAAUAUUAAAAUGUCACAUUUAUCUCCCUGUUACGAUUGUCUCAAUUGAUUGUAUUUCUUUCGAUGUAGAUACAAUUGAAUGAUUCCGAAUAAAAGUAAAAUAUCUCCACUUUUUAAAUAAGUAAAAAGAUUGAGAGAUGUUUUAUAAAGUC
Trachymyrmex cornetzi is the source of this 2979-nucleotide messenger RNA. RefSeq names its product hook microtubule tethering protein (gene hook). The transcript is spliced from 2 exons. Gene Ontology annotation, molecular function: microtubule binding; dynein light intermediate chain binding. Gene Ontology annotation, cellular component: cytoplasm; centrosome. The record is from RefSeq and is a predicted model, not a curated record. Gene Ontology annotation, biological process: cytoskeleton-dependent intracellular transport; cytoplasmic microtubule organization. Lineage: Eukaryota; Metazoa; Arthropoda; Insecta; Hymenoptera; Formicidae. Bases 577 to 2646 code for a protein of 689 amino acids.